CCGAAGGUGCUGUCAUAAUGCGUUGUUGGCUCCUCAAUUCUUGGCUUUUUAUUUUAGUGCCCUUUUUGGGCCAGGUUUGGGGCUACUCUUUCCUGUUGGUGAGCCACACUGCAUCUAAAUCACAUCACGACGUAGGAUUGGCGUUGGCCAAAGGCUUAACUACCGCCGGUCAUGAGGUCACAUUGAUAUCGCCAUUUCCCCAGAAGAAACCCGUCAAAAAUCUAAUCGAUAUUCACACACCAAAUAUUAUCACCGUAAUGGAAGUUUACAAAGCGAGGAUUCUGGAGAAUGCCAAGAGACCGGUCGUUCUGCGCUAUCCAUAUAUGAGUGCAAUGGGAUUGGACUUGACAGAAGCUCUUUUUAAGGCUCCGGCGGUGAAGGAGCUGUUGGGUCAAAACCGUACCUUCGAUGGAGUCAUCUGCGAGAGCUUCAUGAACGACGCCCACUACGGAUUUGCCGAACACUUUGGAGCUCCACUGAUCACCCUGAGCUCUUUGGGAGCUACAGGAUGGACUUCAGAUUUGGUGGGCACUCCCUCACCACCUUCGUAUGUGCCGCAUAAUUUACUCCGUUUCGGUGACCACAUGAACUUCUGGGAGCGAGCCCAAAAUCUGGGAUUCCAGAUAUACGAAUUUUUCUACCAGAACUUGAUCAAUCUACCCAGACACGAAGUGCUGUAUAGGAAAUACUUUCCCAACAACAAACAGGACUUCUAUGAGAUGCGCAAAAGUACUUCGUUGGUGUUGCUAAACAAUCAUGUUUCGCUGAGCAAUCCACGUCCGUAUUCGCCAAAUAUGAUCGAAGUGGGUGGCAUGCACGUGAAUCGCAAGGAGCCGAAGCCCCUGCCCAAGGAUAUUCGGGAAUUCGUCGAGGGAGCCGAGCACGGGGUAAUCUAUUUCUCAUUGGGCUCCAAUCUGAAAAGCAAAGAUUUGCCCAAGGAGAAACGAAAAGCAAUUGUGGAGACUUUAAGGAGUCUUAAGUACCGGGUACUUUGGAAGUAUGAGGAGGAAACCUUUGCUGACAAACCCGAUAAUGUAUUUGUAUCGAAGUGGUUCCCACAAGACGAUAUUCUGGCACACGACAAAGUGAUUGCCUUCAUAACCCAUGGCGGACUUUUGAGCACCAUGGAAUCGAUUUACCAUGGAAAACCGGUCGUGGGAAUUCCCUUUUUCGGCGAUCAGUUUAUGAACAUGGCAAAGGCCGAACAAUCGGGAUAUGGAAUCACCGUAAACUACGCCCAACUCACAGCUCCUUUGUUCCGGUCUGCCAUCGAUAGGAUCACCAGUGAUCCCAGCUACCUUGAACGGGUCAAGAUCAUGUCCAAUCAGUUCCGGGAUCAGAAGGAAACGCCUCUGGAGAGGGCUGUGUACUGGGUGGAGCAUGUGACUCGACAAAAGGGAGCUAAGUACAUGAGAAGUGCCUGUCAGGAUCUGAACUUCGUGGAAUACCAUAAUUUGGAUGUGCUGGCUGUGUUCUUUGCGGUUAUAGGCUUGGUUUUUCUUUUAAUCUUUUUCACAAUACGUCUUGUGAUUAUUAAAGUAAAAGGCAGUAAACUAAGGUCUAAAAGUCUAAAAAAGAAAAUAAAUUAGUUUAAGUUAAACAAGAAAGGAAAGCUAACUUCG
Messenger RNA from Drosophila rhopaloa, 1622 nucleotides. RefSeq names its product UDP-glucosyltransferase 2 (gene Ugt302E1). Gene Ontology annotation, molecular function: UDP-glycosyltransferase activity. NCBI's taxonomy places the organism in Eukaryota, Metazoa, Arthropoda, Insecta, Diptera, Drosophilidae. The record is from RefSeq and is a predicted model, not a curated record. The transcript is spliced from 2 exons. Bases 18 to 1589 code for a protein of 523 amino acids.